AUGCUCCACAUGCGAAGCAUCGCCCAGAGACCACGGAGCCUAUUGCUUUCAGCCUGUGCGCUGGCUGCACUAUCCGCGGCGCUAUCCGCGACAUCCUUCGGUUGGGCGGCUGCUGGUUUCGACCCAGGGCCUCCAAGGGCGAAGCCUUCAAAGUCGGUCAAGAAGCUCAAGAAAAGCCGCGGCCGAGGUUUUGGACCAGCACCUGCAGCUAGCGGAGCUAGCGCUGGCCCUGUUACCAGGGAGGAGAAGCGAAGACAACAGCGGUUGGGCAAGGAUCCGUCGAUGAACGAUGCCAGAAAGAUCCUCCUCAGCCAGAUGGCCGAGCAACGGUUUGCUGUCGGAGAAGUCGACGUGGAUUUGGUGAUCCCAGCAUAUGUCCUUGAUCUCAACCGUUUUGCAAGAGAAGUGGAAUCUGGAGCCGGCACUGUGUCGGACAUUGUUUGGCCAGCAGAGCAAGUUCUUGCACAAACUCUUUUGCAGAGGAAGGAACUUUGGCAAGCUCGUGGUCUUUGUGAGAUUGGAGCCGGACUGGGGUUGGCAGGCAUCGCAGCGGCCAAGUCUGGGGCGCCGCAUGUGCUCCUCAGCGACAGGGAUGCCCUGGUUUUGGACUUGUCGAAGCAGUCAGCCCAAAGAAACGGAGUUGCAGAAAGGGUGACCUUCGCAGCUUUCGAUUGGUCAGACAAAGACAGCUGGCCAAAGCCUUUCGGUGGGAUGACAGCUGCAGCCGAUGUGCUGUAUGACAAGCAAGUCGUUGCGUGGCUCGUGGACCUGAUUGUUCACUUUGCUGGGCCUGCUCUUCUUGUCGAGCCUGACAACGUGGAAAGGCGGCAGCUUGGCUCAGUGCCAUACUUCGAGGAGGUGGCGCGCUCGCGCGGGUUGGCGGUCACGACUGAGAGCUGUCUCAAUCCGUCACAGCCAUCCUCACCAAUGCUCCUGAUCUCCAUCAACCAGGCGGUGGACACGUCGAGGUGA
Symbiodinium natans is the source of this 972-nucleotide messenger RNA. Lineage: Eukaryota; Dinophyceae; Suessiales; Symbiodiniaceae. The record is from the annotation of a GenBank genome assembly.